AUGGCCGGAGAAAAAUCGACGCCCCUGCUGAAAGAUGAGCUUGAUAUAGUGAUACCCACCAUCAGAAACCUCGAUUUCCUCGAGAUGUGGCGGCCCUUUUUCGAGCAGUACCAUCUAAUCAUAGUCCAGGAUGGUGACCCUUCACAAAACAUCAAAGUCCCCGAGGGUUUCGAUUACGAGCUCUACAACCGCAAUGAUAUUAACAGAAUUCUUGGCCCGAAAGCCUCCUGCAUCUCCUUUAAGGACUCUGCCUGCAGGUGCUUUGGGUACAUGGUCUCUAAGAAGAAGUACAUUUACACCAUUGAUGACGAUUGCUUUGUGGCCAAGGACCCAUCCGGGAAAGACAUAAACGCUCUCGAGCAGCACAUAAAGAACCUCUUGUCUCCAUCCACUCCCCAUUUCUUCAAUACUCUAUAUGAUCCGUAUAGGGAAGGUGCCGACUUUGUUCGUGGUUAUCCUUUUACUUUACGUGAGGGUGUACCCACUGCCGUCUCUCAUGGUCUCUGGCUCAACAUCCCCGAUUAUGAUGCGCCAACUCAGCUUGUCAAGCCCCGUGAGAGGAAUACCAGAUAUGUGGAUGCAGUUUUGACGAUUCCCAAGGGAACCAUCUUCCCGAUGUGUGGUAUGAAUUUGGGUUUCAAUCGGGAUUUGAUCGGGCCCGCUAUGUACUUUGGGCUCAUGGGCGAUGGUCAGCCGAUCGGGCGGUAUGACGACAUGUGGGCCGGCUGGUGCACCAAGGUGAUAUGUGACCAUUUGAACCUGGGAGUGAAGACAGGUCUGCCCUACAUAUGGCACAGCAAAGCCAGCAACCCGUUUGUGAACCUGAAAAAGGAGUACAAAGGGAUCUACUGGCAGGAACAGAUCAUCCCGUUUUUCCAGUCAAUUAUUCUCCCGAAAGAAUGCACAACAGUCCAGCACUGCUACAUUGAGCUGGCCAAGCAAGUCAAGGACAAACUUUCGGCCAUUGAUCCUUACUUCACAAAGCUGGCGGAGGCCAUGGUGACGUGGAUUGAGGCUUGGGACGAGCUCAACCCUUCUGGGGAUGCCCCGGCUAAGCUCCCCAAUGGCAACAAGAAAUAG
Striga hermonthica is the source of this 1080-nucleotide messenger RNA. The record is from the annotation of a GenBank genome assembly. Lineage: Eukaryota; Viridiplantae; Streptophyta; Magnoliopsida; Lamiales; Orobanchaceae.